AUGACCAAGAAAGAGUCUGCGGUUGAUGUGUUGAUUAUAGGAGCGGGCCCGGCAGGCUUAAUCGCCGCCAUGUGGAUGGCAAAAUGCGGCAUCACUACUCGCGUUGUCGAGCAACGGCCAUAUCAACUUCGGGUCGGUGGUGCAGAUGGGAUCCACCCGCGCUCAAUGGAGAUGUUCGAGAGUUUCGGCAUUGAUCAGGAGAUCACGCAGGUAUGGGAGCCCAUCACGGGGUGGGCACUUUGGUGUCGAAACGCCGAGGGAACUCUCGCUAGAUCCGAUCGGAUGGAUAAUCCUACGCCAGUGCGCUGCAGAUGGGGUCCGGGACUUCUACAACAGGGCAUCAUUGAACGGAUCAUCAAGGAGCAUAUCUCGGAGCAACCUUCUGUUCGGAUCGAGCAUGAAACUGUGUCUGCCUCACUUGUUAUCAUGGAAGAUGCGCUGGACAAGCCGGAUAGUCAUCCAUGUGUGAUUACUUUGCGCCAUGAUGACAGUGCUGGUGGAUCCGAGGAACUCGUCCGGGCGAAAUAUGUCAUCGGGGCUGAUGGAGCACGCUCGUGGACCAGGAAGCAACUGGGAUUCAAGAUGGAGGGGACCCGGACUCGGUCUGUCUGGGCUGUAACGGAUCUAGUCGUUGUGUCGGACUUUCCGGACAUCCGGUUAUGCACUACAAUCAACAGCUACGGUGAAGGAGGACUCUUCUUCCUCCGGCGAGAGCGCGGCCUGACCCGUUUCUAUGUCCAGCUCAAUCGCGCCGAUGAGGUGGAGUUUCCUGCUGCGUCAAUUACGCAAGAACUCAUCAUUGAAAGACUACAGAGACUGCUGAGGCCUUAUACAUUGACUGUCAAGCGUUGUGAAUGGUGGUCGAGCUAUACUGUAGCUCACUAUCUCAGUGAUGGCAUGACCAAGCAUGAUCGUGUCUUCCUCGUCGGCGAUGCUGUGCACAACCACUCACCACUGGUUGGUCUAGGCAUGAACAUCAGCAUGCAAGACUCCUACAACCUCGGAUGGAAACUUGCCGGAGUGCUCAAAAAGGAACUGAACCCCAGUAUCUUAUCAACCUACGAGACCGAGCGACGCCCUGUUGCCGCAGAGUUGAUUGAAACUGAUCGCUUUCAUCUCCAGCUCUUUGACACGGCCACCGUGACAGGCUCGGAACCGGCCUGGAUGCUGGAGCGCGAGGAGGCCUUGCAGCCUUCCAUGCAAGGGUUUGCUGUCCACUACCAAGACCCGCUCCUUACCGUUGCUACGGAGAAAGAAUGUAGACCCGACGCUGUGAUACCGGGGAAGCGCUUCCCGCAGCUGAACGUGUCGAAUCACGCAACGGGGAAAGUCUAUUCGAUACAAUCACUGCUCAAAAGCAAAGGAAAAUUUCACGUCAUUGUUUUUGCGGGAGACCUCUCCCAGCCACUGGAGCUGAACAGGUUCAAUACCUGUGGCACCGCGCUGCAGCAAAUCGAGGAACAGAUCCUGCCGGCCUCCAUGGGAAAGUUCAAUGUUAUUGCCGUACACCGGGCCCGCAAGACAGCGAUCGAGCUUGCGAGCUUGGCGGACAUUUUCUUCCCUGUUGAUGAGACAACGGGACGAGACUACAACCGGGUCUAUUGCGACAUGGAGACGAGCUAUGAGGAGGCUGGGAUCGGCGAACAGGGCGCGGUGGUGCUGGUUCGCCCAGAUCAGUAUGUGGGAUGGUGUGGGGAGGUGGAGGAUGUUCAAGGAUUGACAGGCUAUCUGCAGCCGAUUUUCGAGGCCAAAAAGCACGCAUAG
Molecule: messenger RNA, 1764 nt
Organism: Aspergillus thermomutatus
Lineage: Eukaryota; Fungi; Ascomycota; Eurotiomycetes; Eurotiales; Aspergillaceae
Exons: 9
Coding region: 1-1764 (587 amino acids)
Molecular function (GO): FAD binding
Source: RefSeq, a predicted model, not a curated record